ACUUCCUUUCCUUUCAUUUCUCUAUUUCUUUAUCCAACUUCGGAAAAUUCUUUCAAGCCACCUCAAUCUCUCUGUAUAUAACCCUCAUCUCAUCCACCAUUUUCACCAAAAAUUCAUCAAACUCACUAAUUCUCAAGCCAAUUGUUAGUAAACUAAACAUGGGGAAGAGCAGCUGGUCUUUGCUUAGCCACCUGAGAAUGGCCGUUAAGAAGCUGAAAAUGUUGCUGGACCUGAACUUAAGUCGGUGGCGUAUUGCUUCGAUGAUCGGUGCUUCUUCAAGCCACCGUUUAUUCAGCUUGAACGACCGGCCAGGCUUGAGGGCAUGCACGGAAGAAGAUAUGGAGUCGUCGUGGGACGAGUCGAGUUCAGUUUCGAGAUCAGGAUCGCUUCACAGAACGAUAAGUUAUACUUCCGAUCAGGAUGAUAUCGACAAGAGAGCUGAAAUGUUUAUUGCUAAUUUUCAUAGACAACUUCAGAUGGAGAGACAGAUCUCUUUGAAGCUUCGUUAUUGUAGAGGAAACAGCUCUGGAUCUUCUGUUUCUCCUUGAGGAUUUGACCAUGGAGUCUCUGUGAAGAAGCCUGUGUUUUUUUUUUCUGAGAGGUUUUCUAUGCAGAUUUAAUUGCACAAAAUUUUUUUGAUUUAUUUUUUUAAUUUUAAUUUCUUUCUUGUGUUGGAUUGUAUUUGAAUUUUCUUCUUCAUGUUCGUUUAUUCUUUAAUUUAAUUUAAUUUAUUUUAUACAAUGUAAUUAAAGAUAAUAGGUAAUUGUCAUCUAUUUAUGAGUAGUGUUAUA
Pistacia vera is the source of this 791-nucleotide messenger RNA. RefSeq lists its product as uncharacterized. The record is from RefSeq and is a predicted model, not a curated record. Bases 159 to 548 code for a protein of 129 amino acids. The transcript has a single exon. Lineage: Eukaryota; Viridiplantae; Streptophyta; Magnoliopsida; Sapindales; Anacardiaceae.